CGAGUGUGUGCGGAGAAUCUAACAAAUGAGUUUGCAUUCAAACGUUCGACGGGAUUUUUCACGGCGAAGACAUGUAAGGAUGAAUUCGAUAGAAUAAUUUGCAGCGGUCACCCAGAGCAUUUUAUCAGGCAGAAGGGUGAGAAAUACUCACAGAAGGAAUUGAUAAAGGCAUGGAUUGUGUAUCUGCAGAAACAGGUGAAAUUGGAGUAUGCUCGACAAACCGAGAUGCUGUUGAUAAAAAUGCGCGAGAAGGCAGCGAUAUUCAAUCGGAUAUUUUCGGAGGAUAAUCCAUUGACAGAUGAGGAGAUAGCGAAGAGAUUGGAGGAGGCGAGGCUGGAGGAUAGUAAGCGAGAUCCAGAGGUAGUCAAAAGAGAGGUGGAAGCUGGGAUGGAGAAAAUCGCGGAAUUGCGGGCAUUACAUGAGGAGGAGCCAGAGAAAUACCCUCCGCUGCGAAUCGUAAUCCCCCCUUCACGACCCGUGCAGCCGUCCGAAUCGAGUCCUUCUGCGGCCCCGUUCUCGCCGAUAAAACCCCUCUUCGACGGGCUGAACUGGGACAAAGGUCAAGGGUCAUCUGGGGACGCGAAGGCAGCUGAGACCAGUGAGCCUAAGAGCAGUGGUGGUGACCUGAAAAGCCCGAAAAAUAUGGACGUCGUGCAAUCCGAGAUACUGGAGGAACCACAGGUACCUCAGGUGUCCGGUGCCGAGGCUGGGACAUCUGGAAUCGGGGCGGACGGUGAGAAAUUGGACGUGGAGGAGGAGGAGAACGAGGCGACAAAGAAAGCGGAGAGUGUAGGCGAAUCGGAGAGAGCGCAGACAGCUGAUGCAUCCGGACAAUCGGGACCGCCAGAGAUCCCGGAGAUACCGAGCUCCCGAACUAGUGGAGGCGACGGCGGUGGUAUGAGCCUGAGGUCGAUGAGUCCGAAGAAAUUGGUGAGAGAGGCUGAAAUUGAUGAGUGUCAGAGUGGCAUUGGCCAGUCGGGUGGCACGAUAGAGGUGACGGAGGAGGUCAAAGGUCAGCCGAGUGACGGAGGGCAAAGGUCAGAGGUCAAGGAAGAUGAGCCGGUCACGUCAUCCGAUGGAGCUGCUGGGGUGGUGUCUAGUAUAAAAAAGGAGCAAAAGUCAGGUGCGGCGGGUGAGAAGGGUUCGGUGGAGGAUCGUAGCGUGGCAAUUGCAGACUCGACUGUUCAGGAGGGAAAGGUCGCCACAAACUCUGUGGAGAAAAUACCCGCGGGUUCGCCACGAGGGUUAACGGAAGGACAAGAGAAGUCGACGGGUGAGGUGCAGAUGGCCAGAGUGAAACUGGAAGCUGAGGACGUGGAGGGGGGCUCGAUGGAGGGGGAUGGGAUUGGAAGGGGGGAUGAGAUGUCGAGUAGUGAGACCAAGACUGAGCCAACAGUGCAGGAGUCGACAACUAGGUCGGGUAGAAGCGUGGGCGAGGGUAGGGGUGGGGAUGAGAGGCAUACGCAGGCAGGGGGUGAGAGGAGACAACUGAGGAAUCAGAAUAGGGGUGAGGCAUCGACAAGUGCAAUGGGUCGUACGGGCAGUAGGGCUGUGCGGAUGUCUCCGAGAAAGGCAUCCGCUGAUAUUGGACUGAAAGGCGAUACGGAUCAGUCGAAAGGGCAGGUGCAUACACCUGAAUUGAGAAGUCGUAAGAGUUCGGCAAGCGGAGGGCCAAGCGCCGAGGCUGGAGAUGGACCCCCAUCGCAGUCGUUGAGAAGCAGGCGAGGGGCGGAGAAAGCCGACGACGGGGAGGAGCCAGUGGUGACGAGGCGAGUGCUGAUUGAGCGUCGUCGUGUAAACGAGUCGUCCGUAACGCCGCUAAGAUUGAGCGAAUUAGCCCCGCCCACAAGGCGGAAACGCACGCAUGACGGCGAUGAGAGCGCGUCAGUGGGCGGAGUUAGCGGGCAGGAUUCAGAAGGAGGGGGCGGGACUAAAGAAGCGACAACGAAAAGAAGAAAAUUAUCGCUGCGGGACCCAUCUACAACAGCGACUAAUACAGAAUCGAGUGAGAAGCAUUCGGAUGGCUCAAAAAUAGUCGAAACGCAUAUAGAGAUACAGUCGAGUCCGGAACCGGAGGGAGGGGAGAGUACAAAGGGGACGAAGGGGCGAACCGAGGAGGUAGCAGAGAAACCAGCGCAGCAGACAGUGGGCAGACGAGGUUCGUUGCGAAGUGCCGGCGGAGUUAAAGAGGUGGAGUCGAGGAGGGAGGAGAGGGCGAACGCGGGGGGAAUGGUGAGGACGAGGGCGUCCGAUGGAAUGCCGCCGUCGGCGCACCCGCGCGCGUCAGCAUCGGCCAUAUUAGAGUCAGAUGAGGAGGAGAACGACGACGAAGAGGAGAAUAAACCGCUGGGUGACAUCCGAAGUCGACCUAGACGCGAGGUACCAUCUUCUGGAGUGGAUACGGUCACGACUCCAAGAAGCACGAGGUCGGAGAGUUCAAGACAUCCGAUGGGGUCAUCGAGGCGUAGGUCGAGGAGGGAUGAACUGGAUGAGACGACGAUCGAACAGAAAGCCUUUAUGACAUCGGUUUGGAGAAUGGUAUCGAGUCACCGGCACGCAGCCAUAUUCGCUCAACCUGUAUCGGAUAGUAUUGCGAGGGGAUAUUCGAAGGUGGUGAAGAAUCGAAUGGAUCUGCAAACGUUGAAGAAGCAGGUGGAUUCGGGCAGAAUAGCCGAUAUGUUGGAUUUUAAGAGGAGGUUGUUGUUGAUGUUUGCGAAUGCGGUGAUGUUUAAUAGCACGGGACAUGACGUGAAUAAUUACGCGAAGGAGAUGGCUGAUGACUCGUUGAAUGCGUUGAGGACAAUGCAAAAAGAUAUUUUGAAUAUGAAAGAAGGCGCACAUGUGACGAGGCGUGCGGCAGCUGCUGAAGAGGCAUCUCUGGAACGUCGUAGACGAUCCGCCUAUCUGAGCGCCUUAACACCGUCGACGUCCACAGAGAAGCUCGACUCGAGCGGUAAGGACACGCAUUCGGCAGAGAAA
Molecule: messenger RNA, 2979 nt
Organism: Anisakis simplex (herring worm)
Lineage: Eukaryota; Metazoa; Nematoda; Chromadorea; Rhabditida; Anisakidae
Source: the annotation of a GenBank genome assembly